Pocillopora meandrina is the source of this 4573-nucleotide messenger RNA. The record is from the annotation of a GenBank genome assembly. NCBI's taxonomy places the organism in Eukaryota, Metazoa, Cnidaria, Anthozoa, Scleractinia, Pocilloporidae.
AUGUUAGAAAUGGCCACUUCAAACAGCAAAGGAAAAGUCACUAUUAUUGGCAGGUGGGAAUUUUGACACAAAUUCUUUGUCAUGUAUUGCUUACUUUCACCAUAGGCACUGAUUGUCACAAUCCAAAAUUAAUUUGGAAUCACUAUCCAUUUCCCAAUAUGAUUGGGCAAUUUUGUGGGUGACUCCAGUUACAUACUGGUAAGAUGGUGAACGUAAGACCCUUUGGAGCUUGCUGUUAAUAUGAUUAAUUUCUUACUAAUGUAUCUUCUGGCAUUGUGUUAACAUGAAACUCUCUGUCAAAGAAAUUCAUCUAUUGUGAUCACCAGCAGAUGUGGUUGACUUCUUUCUUUGAAAACCAUUUUUUAAAUUGAUUCUAGGCUCUAGAGUAACUUGUUCAGCUUUUACUUGUUUUGCUUGUGUCAGAAAUACAACAAACUAUAUAUCUUUAAUUUUUUAAUUUUAUCUCGUGAGCUUUUAAUUUUAUCAUUUGUCUGACUUUUUUUCACCAGUGGGUUAAUAGGAAGAUCUUGGUCUGUGGUAAGUAAUAACUGCAAAGCGCUCUAUAACAAUUUUUGUGUUAGUAAUUGUUACAAAAUGUAGCUUAAAGUUAGAUGACUUAAUUUGAAAUCCCAUGAUUUCAGUUAGUGGGUGUGUUUUUUCUUCAGCUGCUGCUUGUAAUGUUAGACACAUGAAAUCUUUUUUGCUUGGGUUUGGUGCUGCACAAGUCAAAUUUGACUAACCUCAGACUAAAUUUACCCUUAGUUGUGCCAUUUUUUGCAGAUUUUCUCCAGUGCUGGUUUCACUGUUGCUCUUUAUGAUACAGUAGCCAGUCAACUGACUAAUGCAUUGACAAGUAUUGAGUCCCAGCUGCGUGAUAUGGAGAUGAAAGGCUUGAUGCGUAGUCCAGGCAUGACAGCUCAGGAGGCAUUUAAGUUAGUUACCAGCUAUGAUGACCUUGUAAAGGCAUUGGAUGGAGCUAUGUACGUCCAGGUAGAAUUCAAAGACAAAUCAUUAACCCUUAACACCCCAAAAUCAGUAUGUAUAUUCUCCAUACUGUUCUCUAAACAUUUCCUAAGAUACUGACAUGGAGAAUUUGUUUAACAAUCAAGAUCUUCUCUAGUAGAUGAUCAGUUCCUUUAUUCUCAUGACCUCAGUGUUUGAUUCAGGGGUGAUAUGGUAAAGAGAAAUUAAAUACCAGUCAUUCCUAGGGGUUAAGGGGUUAUUUGAUUAUUGAUAAAUAAAAACUGUUUGAUUGAAUAUAAAUAUUGAUCAAUAGCAUAUUAAUUUACUAUGUUAGUGUUUUGUUUUGGAUUAGGAAUGUACUCCAGAAAAUCUGGACCUGAAGAAGAAAGUUUUUGAAAACCUGGAUAAAAGUAUUACUUCUGAUGACAUGAUAUUAGCUAGUUCAACAUCAUGUAUAGUGCCUUCAAAGUUCACGGAAUCUCUGAAGCAUCGCAGUCAGUGUAUUGUAGCCCAUCCAGUGAGUGUCAAAGUAUCAUUAAGACCUUACUCAUUGUUGACUAGACUAACUUGACUAGACUAACUUAACUAGACUAACUCACCUUACUUGGUGAGAAAGAAAAAAGAAAAGGAACAAAUGAACUAACUCCAGUAAUGACGAAAAACAAUCUAACCUUAACAAAAACAAAUUGAUAAACCAGUCCUAGUAAAAAAGCAUGUUACAAUGUUAUUUAUAAAAUAAUUCAAAUAGUACGUAUAGUAUUGGCCAUAAAACCAUUUUACAUGAGCGUAUAUAAACAUGGUUUUCGUUCCUCUUUCAUCAGUUAUUUUGGUUUCCUACGCUUAUCUCAUGUUCUCCCAACCUCCCGCGUGUUUACAUCAGGCUAUGUAGACAUGGAAACCAUUUUACAUUUCUUCAAUAUUAUUCUUUGUGCCUCUGUGUAUUCAUGUGCACAUCGGUAUUUUAACCCUUGCUCAUUUUUCCUUUUGUCCUCUUUACACCCUAAGAUUAGAAAGCUUAUUCUUCAUUCUGUUCUCCAUACAUUUCCAGUGGUGCUGUUAGGGAGAAUUUGUUUAACAAUAUGAGCUUCUCUUUUGGGUGAUCAUUUCCCUUAUUCUCAUGACCUAAAUGUUUGAUUUAACAGUGGAUAUUGUAAGGAGAAAUAAGAUGCAAUCACUCUUAAAGGUUAAAGGGUUUAACUUUAUCACAUUUUUGAGAAGAUAACUUAUUGCAUAAGCACAAUUACUUUUAGCUUGAUUUGCAGUGAACAUUGUUUUUGGUUUUGCAAUUAUCAGAUUAACCCUCCAUACUAUGUACCAUUGGUAGAAGUUGUUCCAGCGCCUUGGACAGACAGUAAAAUAACAAACCAGACAGUUGCUCUAAUGAAACAGAUUGGCCAGUCCCCUGUUGUAACCAAAAAAGAAGUGAAUGGAUUUGUUUUGAAUCGUCUACAGUAUGCUGUCAUCAUGGAGUCUUGGAGAUUGGUAGAGGUAACAGGAAGUUUUGCAUGGGGGAUGGGCAGGUGAUGGAUGUUUGAGGGGGGUGGGGAUUAGCUGGAAGUAGCACAGUGCCUGUUGUAGAGAGAUUAUUGUUAGUAGGUAGUCAAAAUCCACAAACAAGAUUAGUGUACUGCUGAUCAAAUUGGCUAGGUUAAUUUGUGGUGUUUCUCGAUUUGUGAUAGACUUUCUCUUGUAAUGAUGUGACUGGCUUAAGGAUGACAAUAACAUAGAAAUUACCUUUAAUUGGUUUGUUACCCCCAAGCACUUUUGUGUGCAAUCAGUGUUUUAGUUCACCACAUGUUAGAGUAAUUGUAAAAAUGAGGAUGGGGAGUUAUUCCAGAUUGCACUGGUCUUGCUUUCCUUUUCAAGGAAGCAGCGUGCCAAGUGGUAAUUAGUUGGAACAACGUCAGAGCCAUAAACUUUUAGGCCUGAUUAUUUGAGCAAAAGUUUUGUUUAACAAAAGUGCGUCUUAAACAUUCCUCAAUGUAGCUGGACCUUUUAUCUGAACAUUUUAUUUUGUAAACAGCGUCAAGAAAGCCAAAAGCUGAUAGUGGAAGGACAUUUAUUUCAUUAAAUCAUCCCUCUUAAAUAGAAAGCCUGAGGCCCACUGAUUGCGUAAAAACGUGGUUUGGGCUAGACGUUGAGUUAAAAACUGGCCCUUACUAUUCUUUCAGUAAAGCAAAUCUGUCUUUUCCACUUGCAUUUUCCUGUGAUCGACGCUGAUUCUCUAUCCUCACUUUGCCUGAGUUUACAGUAGAUUUAUUGUUUCGUCGAAAUAAGUACGUUCCCACUUCAGUCUACGGUAUUAAGCAAUUCAAAUUUCUAAAGUGAUGUAUGGUAACCUUACGAAGAGACAUGAUAGCAUGUUUCUAGUAAAUUGAUAUUUUUUCUUUUUCUGAGGAUGGCAUUUGUUCGCCUGAAGAUAUCGAGACCGCAGUGACAGAAGGUCUUGGACUGCGUUACGCUCUGAUUGGUCCAUUUGAAACCAUGCAUCUAAAUGCCAAUGGUAUGUUAUUAUUUAGAAGUUAUAACACUUUUAUUUUUCCCAACGUUCAUGUCGACUGAGUUGAGGAGGGUGGGAGAGAGGGGUGGGGAAAUAUUUGUCUCGAAGCCUUUAUUCUUUCAGCUUGUAUCUCGAAAGCUAUUUCCGGCCUUUCUACGACCCUCGUACGCGUAUUUUUUUUUUUAAGGCGCAGCCUUGGCGUUACUUCAUUACUGUCUAUUGGUUUUGUAGGAAAGUCAUGCAACUUUCUCAACUAACCAGAUAAAGUAGAAAAACCAAUCGCGACUCGUUCAUUCACGGUUGUAACAACGCGAAAGAAAGAAUGAUUUGAGAGACCCAUCGUGGCAUUUGAAUCUUACGUGACGUGUUCAUUUGUUAGGAAUCAGAGAUUACUGUGAGAGAUACGGAGAAAAUAUUGUGCGUGUCUGCGAAGAAGAAGGGGGACCGCGGAAAUUAGCUGGUGAUACGUUGGACAAGAUUGAAAAGGUGUUUAAUGAAAGCAUUCCUUUAGAUCAACUAAAUGAAAGAAGGAAUUUACGAGACAAGAGACUAGCAGCACUGGCUCAGCACAAACAUCAAGAGAAAAGUGAGAGCGGUGCCAUGUGAUGCUUCAAGACCUGACCAGCGUUACAAAAUAAGAAUUUUCUUGUCAAGCAAACUACUUUCCUGAAAAUCGUUCUUCCUGAAGUUGCAAUGAUUUUAUUCAAUAGCCGAGAUUUUUUUAAAGUGAUUCUAUUUUCCUUUUUCGCGACCUGUCAUUGUUUGAGAUUCACAAUGAUUUAUGAAAAACUCAUAAAUCGAAUUAGUGCUUAGGGUACUUUGUGCAUUUUGUAAUGAUAAGUCGAUUUUGUUUUACCGAUAUGGGGAGGGUCACUGAGUCGUCUCGGACAGAAUUAUUACGAAAAGCUGUUAGAAAAAUGAAAAGUUUUAACAAUGAUUAUUGUUGCGAAAUCCCAUCCUUUCUUUCCAACUUCUUUGCUCACAUUUGCGCACGCUAAGAUCGUCAGCUUAGCUUGCAUGGCAUUACAGUGCAUAGCAAAGAACGUAAUGCAGUUUGUUCAAAAACCUACUUUCCCUUUCGUCAUUGGCUGGGGUGGACUAGGUAAAAAA